Molecule: messenger RNA, 1807 nt
Organism: Mizuhopecten yessoensis (Yesso scallop)
Lineage: Eukaryota; Metazoa; Mollusca; Bivalvia; Pectinida; Pectinidae
Product: nucleotide exchange factor SIL1-like
Exons: 10
Coding region: 281-1690 (469 amino acids)
Source: RefSeq, a predicted model, not a curated record
AGGAGUUCGGUUGAGAUGUUUACAUCUACGUGUAAGAAGGAGAGACCGCCGAAUCACAAAGUGGAAAUCUGAUGCAAACCGUGUACAGUAGUGUAUAUAACAAGGUUUUUCAGUUAGUAUAAUAUAUUUUUGAGGUGAUCGCUUUUCUGAAACUACUAAGGUAAUAACAAUGUAAACGAAACGACACUAAAAAUGUGUCUUGCCAGCCUCGGAUCUUGUCUGUUCAUCAGUCCAUUGUCAAGCUGAUCAUGGUCAAUGGAGAAAGACACCGAACACUACAAUGAUGCCAUUGAUAAAGGGAUUGAGAGUCCUGAACCUUCUCAGCGUGUCCUUAUUUCUUAUCUGCUGCUACCACAUGUUGGCCAACACACAGAAAGUGCCACCUGGUGGAGACAACAUUCGCAAUGGGGGAGCUCUCACGCUUGUACCCCAGGACCCGACUGACGAUGCUGACGUUACAGUGGAGAAUAGCGAGGAAAUAGAUGAGGAUGUACCCAGUAUGGGUGUGUUCUAUCCAACAAAGGAAUGGAAAACUGUCAAGAAAGGUCAGGCUAUUCCAGCAGGUCUUCAUGUACGUAUGAAUCUAGAGACUGGUGGCCGGGAGGCGAAGCUGAUGGAAGGCGACAGUGAGAACAAGUACCGGAAGUCGGGUAACAAGGGAGGUAGGGUGAAUCCAAGCCAAAAGUCCUUAACUCCACAACAGCUGAAAGAGGCAUUGAAAGAAUUUAAGACAACAAAGCUUGAUGACCAGGAUAAUGAAGUGAGAAAGAAGGAAGUAUUUAAGUCGUUUCGGAAGUAUGACGAGCUGAAGAAAGAGCUUGCAGAUAUGAAUUCAGAGAUAAAGACAGAUGCCGAGAUAGUAACACAGAUGUUCCACAGACUGAAUUCUACAGACCUGGAUGGUACACAGAAAAAACAUCUGUUAGAAGAUCUAGAGUAUUAUCUACAUCAGAUUGACAAUGCCAAUGUAUUCUGUAACCUUGGUGGAAUGACACUGCUGAUGAAGGGACUAAAUGAUAGUUUGGCCCUCACCAGGGAGCAGUCAGCCUUUGUAAUAGGCUCAGCAGUACAGAGUAAUCCUGCGGCACAGAUCAAGGCUUUAGAGGCAGGGAUCUUACCACAGCUGAUCCGUCUGUUGUCGACAGAGCCAGAAGCUAGGGUUCUACCUCGCCUUCUUUAUGCUCUGUCCUCACUAAUCCGACACUUCCCCUACGCUCAGAAACACCUCCUUGAUCUUGGGGGCCUUGCAGCACUAAAGAGCAUGAUCCCUAACAACAAGGAUCUCCCCAAUCUGCAGGUGAAGGUCGUCACUCUGCUUCAAGAUCUUAUUGUAGAAAAGGAUAUUACAUUGUCAAUAGAGAACAAAAAUAAAGAAAAAGUGCAACAAUAUGAAAUGGUCCACCUCCGUGAUGCAAUAAGAGAGCAGGGCCUGUGUGUAUGGUUACCUCGCCUACUGGAGGCCACUGACCACGAUAGUCGGGAAAAGGUUCUCCAAGCCAUGCUGACCCUGACAGAUACCUGUCGGGAAGAUAUCUCGUUAGCUUUACCUACCCUAAAGAAACUCCUCCAGGAGUACACGCAUCUAGCAGCAGGAGAGACCGAUCAAGAUGACCAGUAUUUCUCAGGAAUUGUACAAUACAUUACCCAAAUUAUAUCCUCAUCACAAAGGGAUUCCAAAGAUGAACUUUAAUAUAUUUCAUCUUUAUAAAACAAUUCACAUUGCAUUGCUGAUUGACUUUUCAUAUCAUUUUUCAUAGUUUUAUUUUUGUCCAGGUGGAGAAUGAGAUUUAUUUAUUAAAUUUACUUU